This is a messenger RNA of Ailuropoda melanoleuca (giant panda), 946 nucleotides long. RefSeq names its product KH domain-containing, RNA-binding, signal transduction-associated protein 3. Gene Ontology annotation, cellular component: nucleus. Bases 22 to 921 code for a protein of 299 amino acids. Gene Ontology annotation, biological process: regulation of alternative mRNA splicing, via spliceosome. Gene Ontology annotation, molecular function: mRNA binding. NCBI's taxonomy places the organism in Eukaryota, Metazoa, Chordata, Mammalia, Carnivora, Ursidae. The record is from RefSeq and is a predicted model, not a curated record. The transcript has 6 exons.
UGGAGAAAGAGCUGGAGCAAAAUGGAAGGAUUUGAGGGGAUGAAACGCACACGAGAAAUAGAAAAGUUUCAAAAAGGAGAAGGCAAGGAUGAAGAAAAGUACAUCGAUGUGGUGAUUAAUAAGAACAUGAAGCUGGGACAGAAAGUGUUAAUCCCAGUAAAGCAGUUCCCUAAGUUCAACUUUGUGGGGAAACUUUUGGGUCCCCGUGGCAAUUCUCUGAAGCGUUUACAAGAAGAAACCUUGACAAAAAUGUCCAUCCUUGGGAAAGGUUCCAUGCGAGACAAGGCAAAGGAAGAAGAGUUGAGGAAAAGUGGAGAAGCAAAGUACUUCCACCUCAAUGAUGACCUCCACGUUCUCAUUGAAGUCUUUGCUCCACCAGCAGAAGCAUAUGCCCGCAUGGGACACGCGCUGGAAGAAAUCAAAAAGUUCCUCAUUCCUGACUAUAAUGAUGAAAUCAGGCAAGCACAGCUCCAAGAAUUAACAUAUUUGAACGGUGGUUCAGAAAAUGCGGAUGUACCAGUUGUUCGAGGGAAACCCACCUUGCGUACAAGAGGUGUACCAACCCCAGCAAUAACCAGGGGAAGGGGAGGAGUCACAGCCCGGCCAGUUGGAGUUGGUGUUCCACGAGGGACGCCAGCUUCCAGGGGAGUGCUUUCCACCCGAGGGCCAGUGAGUCGGGGAAGAGGACUUCUGACUCCCAGAGCAAGAGGAGUUCCCCCAAGUGGGUACAGACCUCCGCCGCCUCCUCCAACACAAGAGACCUAUGGCGAUUAUGUAAGUGAGGGGUCACACAGCAGCUCUGCUGAUCUGCCUGAGCCAGUGCUCGCCCAGCAUGGGAUGUUGGAACCAAGUACGCACCCUUACUUGGCUGUAGUUCUCCAAUAUUCUACCUUAGUUCAACAAACAUUUAUUGAGUGCUAAAUAAGACAUGAUCCUAGAAAUAUAA